AUGGCCAUCGUGCAGACACUGCCGGUGCCCCUCGAGGCCGCCGCUGAGGGGGCUGCGCAGCUCCGCACUGCCGCCUGCUCGCCCCUCACCACCAUGGGCAGCGUCGGCAGCCUCCUGCCCAGCCGGCCCCGCCAUGACCGUGCCAGCCAGCCCUGUGACGGGGAACCCCCCACCGCCUCCUUCCGCAAGCAGGAGGGGCUGCUCCGGGCCACCCCCAGGGACCCCCCAUCUCCUGAGGAGCCCUGCGUGACCAUGCCUGGCGUCAGCCACGCCUAUUCCAAUGGGGGCUUCUGCGGUGACUGGCUCGAUGGCCCCUCUCCUGCCAGCCUCUGCAGCGACUCGGAUGAGCCCCGUGAUGAACCAGCCCCCAGUGAUCACCUCCGGGGGCCGCCCCCCAAGCUUGUCCCUGUCUCCGGCAAGCUGGAGGAGAACGUGGAGAAGACCCUGAUCCGCCCCAUGGCCUUCAAGCCGGUGGUGCCCAAGCUCCGGAGCACCCAGCCAGGCACGCGCCCAGGGCUCUCGGAGAGCCAGGUGAGCCUCACCCACUUGCUGGGUGCCGAGAAGCCCGGCUCCCUGAGCUGCCGCGCCAGCACCCUCUCGGACUCGGGGCGCAACUCCCUCUCCAGCCUGCCCACCUACAGCACGGGCUGCAGCCAGCACCCCGAGGCAAGCGCCCUGCCGGUCACCCCCCACGGUCCCCCCGAGCCUCUGGGGGGCUGCCGCCCCUCCAACUCGGACAGCGGGCGCUCGUCCUCCAGCAAGAGCACAGGUUCUCUGAGCGGCCGGGGCCGGCCCUCCUCAGAGAGCGGCUCCUGUGGGCGCUCGCCCCUGCCCGGUGAGGAGGCCAUGCUGGUGCGGGAGCUGGAGGACAAGCUGCGGGAGAGGGAGGCCGAGCUGCGGCUCCUGCGCGACAGCCUGGACGAGAACGAGGUGGCCAUCUGCCAGGUGUACGAGGAGAAGCAGAGGCGCUGCGAGCAGGAGCUGGAGGGGCUGCGGCAGCGCUGUGCGGCCCAGGCGCGGCGGGCGGCCCAGGCAGCACAGCGGGGGCAGCAGGUCCUGCAGCUCCAGGUGCUGCAGCUGCAGCAGGAGAAGAAGCAGCUGCAGGAGGACUUGGCCCAGCUGCUGCAGGAGCGGGAGCUGCUGGAGCGUCGCUGCGCCUCCUUCCAGCGUGAGCGCACCGAGCUGGCACCCCGGCUGGAGGAGACCAAGUGGGAGGUGUGCCAGAAGUCGGGGGAGAUCUCGCUGCUGAAGCAGCAGCUGAAGGAGGCGCAGGCGGAGCUGGCGCAGCGGGGAGCCGAGCUGCUGGGGCUGCGGGCUCAGCUGCGGGAGGCGCAGGCCCAGCUGCAGGCGGGCGAGCGGCGGGUGCAGGGGCUGCAGGAGGCCGCCCGCCUGAAGGCGCUGGAGCUGGAGGUCUGCGCCAAUGAACUGCAGCGCCGCAAGAGCGAGGCUGACCUCUUCCGCGCCAAAGCCGGACGGCUCGAGCAGGAGCUGGCGGGGCUGCGGGAAGCCACUCGGGGGCGGUGGCCCCCCCCCGGCGAGGGGUGCCCCCCACCCAGCGAGGGAUGUCCCCAACCCGGCGAGGAGCCCCGGGGCGGUGCGGGGCUGCGGCGGCAGCUGGAGCGGCUGCGGGCAGAGGUGGCCCUGGAGCGGCGGCGUGGGCAGGAGCAGCGGGACGCCUUCGAGCAGGAGCGCGGCACGUGGCAGGGCGAGAAGGAGCGGGUCAUCCGCUACCAGAAGCAGCUGCAAUACAGCUACAUCCAGAUGUACCGCCGCAACCGGCGGCUCGAGCAGCGGCUCCAGCAUCUCCGGCUCCAGGGGGAGGACUCCCCGCCCGAGCCCUGUGACCCCCCCGGCCCUGACCCACCCUUCGAGGAGAUCACGGCCACCGAGAUCUGA
Molecule: messenger RNA, 1896 nt
Organism: Haliaeetus leucocephalus (bald eagle)
Lineage: Eukaryota; Metazoa; Chordata; Aves; Accipitriformes; Accipitridae
Gene: LZTS2
Product: leucine zipper, putative tumor suppressor 2
Exons: 4
Coding region: 1-1896 (631 amino acids)
Biological process (GO): negative regulation of canonical Wnt signaling pathway
Source: RefSeq, a predicted model, not a curated record